AUAUGAACUGGGAUGCGCCGACGACGAUGCAUGAGGGACUGCAGGUUUUUACGGUUGGACAUCUGUUACCCCGCAGUAGCGUGGAGGAUCAGAACGGAAAUUGGAUGUUCAAUGCUAAUCCUUCAACGGGCGCUGUGCCUCCGCCUGUAGAAGGUGAAGGUGAAGGCGAAGGAGGGAACGACAACGAUAACCUACCAUCGGAGCCCGAUCCAUAUUCUGAAGAAGUCGUACGUCCGACGCUGUCUAAUGGACGAUCUUCGACUGCGCCUACGACUAUCCGUAUUCGACGGUCUACGUUCGUGCCGGGAUGGGCCGUUCCCCCUAGGGUGCUGCUUGUAGAUGACGAUGCGGUGAGCAGGAGAUUGAGCAGCAAGUUCUUGCAGGUGUUUGGAUGCAUGAUCGAUGUUGCUGUGGAUGGUGUUGGAGCUGUGAAUAAGAUGAACCUUGAAAAAUAUGAUUUGGUGCUGAUGGACAUCGUGAUGCCCAAAAUGGAUGGAGUCAGCGCUACGAAUCUCAUCCGCCAAUUCGACCAUAUGACCCCCAUUAUCAGUAUGACCUCUAAUUCAAAACCGAGUGAGAUUAUGACGUAUUAUUCAUCUGGGAUGAAUGAUAUUUUGCCCAAGCCGUUUACGAAGGAAGGGUUGUUGGACAUGUUGGAGAAACACCUUAUGCACCUUAAAGUUAUCCAACAAAUGUCGAAAGUACCACGUUCGCUCGGCGUACCACCUCUCUCAGAUCCGUCUUUUAGCGAAGCACUCGCGGUCGGCGCGUCGCAGUUACAACGACAUACUUCAUCAUCCAAUUCCAGUUCCUCGUCCAAUUCAUCCUCUUCCAGUCUUCAUCCGACAUUGGGGAUGUCGGGGUACGAUGACGAUGGACGGAUUAACCCCUUAGCAGGAAUGGGUCUAUCUGACGAGCGAUACGCGGCUAUUCUAAGAGAUAUUGUUACCCAAGAAAGCUUUUCGGGCGUAGGAGUGCCCGAGGGCUUUUCGUUCGGUCUCGCAGGUGCAUUAGGUCCCGGGAUGGGAGGAGAGAAGCGGGAAUUGGACGAUGGAAGCGAUGGGAGAGAGGGGAAAAGGGGACGGUUUGAGAUCAUCGAGUGAGUUUUGUCUGGAUGGAUACCAGUUUUGGAGACGCUUUUUCUUUGGCGCCUACCGUAUGGACUUGUGCUUUUGCAAGCGCUUUGGUAUGGCGCAUUCUCCACUAGUACCUCUCACCUCCCUUCACGUCCUACUUUUUAUUUUUGUCACGUCAUGAUUUUCCUCAUACCUCAUGUUACCAUGCUGCUUUGCGCUUAUGCCCGUUUUCAUGAUAUCAUAUCUUACGCUUUCAUUUUCAAUGUCGCCUUUUCUUGUAUUGAGUUCUCUUCUUUUUUUUUUGUUCUCUGUAUUACCGUACUCUCUGUUGCUGUGUCAUAUCGUAUACGAAUUUAGCUUGUGGAGUCCUCAGAUCUGGAUAACUCUUUGAUGGGUUAAUAACUU
This is a messenger RNA of Suillus subaureus, 1481 nucleotides long. RefSeq names its product CheY-like superfamily. The record is from RefSeq and is a predicted model, not a curated record. The annotation marks the transcript as partial. Gene Ontology annotation, biological process: phosphorelay signal transduction system. The transcript is spliced from 3 exons. NCBI's taxonomy places the organism in Eukaryota, Fungi, Basidiomycota, Agaricomycetes, Boletales, Suillaceae.